This is a messenger RNA of Hyaloperonospora brassicae, 2004 nucleotides long. The record is from the annotation of a GenBank genome assembly. Lineage: Eukaryota; Oomycota; Peronosporomycetes; Peronosporales; Peronosporaceae.
AUGAAUGCUGUGUCGUCAGGACGCCAAAGGGGUGCUAUGUGUGGAUCGUCAGAUACUCCCGUCACCGGCGAUGCAAUCACACGAGGCGGGACUUUUGAUCAUGCAGAUUGGAACAUGAUCUCGGCAAAUUCGUUUGAUGAAACGUACUUGGAAGGAGACUACACGACUGGUGGAAUGUCAUUGGGGUCUUCAUCCUCCUCUUCUGGUCUCAAUCACAUCAAUGAGCCGAUGAACAAGCUCACGCUGGAUAGUGAAGAUCACGAUAUGCCCGUCAUUUCAAUGCCGUAUCCAGGCACCAAUUGGUUCAUGGGCGAUAAGACAGAGUCUGGGACCGGCAAUGCGACUCCCUUGCCGUCAUUCGGGGGACUCACUCCUCGCACGCAAGCGGUUUGUGCUGCAGUGGCGGGAAACAGUGCUGCAUUCAGCUCCAGUUCUUGUACCCCAAACUUUCACUCAGGGGGUGCAGAUUACUCGAGCACAACUGAAAGAAUUGUUGGUGAUGCGGUGUCCAGCACAUCCGAUGCUGCGUAUCCAGCUCGAAUGCAAAACUUCGCUCCAUGCCUUCCGCACAAUAUGGAGCCUUCGGAGCUACUUUUUGAAGACAUGAACACCUGGACGGGGACCUCUGCAGACGUCUACGACAAUCAUCAUUACAACCAGCAGCACGCUCAGCCGCUUUUUCCUGUACCAACAAACUCAAGCGCGGCAAACGGCUACGCCUACUUCGAAGAUGCGUCUAACGCGCCUAAUUGCACGGUGCCAUCUUCGCAUCUUGCCCACGCACCACCGUAUCAACGCCAUCCACUGCUUCCAAAUGUAUCGACUGGUUCGCCUAUCUACAGGCCGACGCAAGGCCACGAAGAGAGUUUCCCCACAAACGGAAAUUGGACGCCAAAUCAAGCUUUCCACCAUUCGACCCCGGUAACAUGCAUGAUGCCGAGAGUUACAGUCAAGAGCUUUGGGGUUCACGCCGACGCAAACAGUCACGGGAAUCGGCAAGAGAAUGCAUCUGAAUCCAUCUUCCCCACUGACAAGAGGCAGGCUACUAAGCAUCUACAGCCCCCGUCAACACUCAGCAAACCCACGAACAAUGGCCGUUUAGCUACUACAAAUGCUGUCCCAAAGGCAAUGGCAUCUUCAAGCAGCAAUGGUGUGGCUACAUACCAGUCGGUAAAAAUUCAGCUGCUGACAGCGCUGAAUGAUUGCUACUGGAAAAAUGGACGGAAAAACUUGCAGUGUUUUCCAUCGUGCCCCGAGCAUCACGACUUUUACUCGAUGAAGAUGAACAACCGCAAGCACUCAAGCGUGGGUGUGUGUCGCGGCCCCGUGUAUUGUCAAGCGUUCACGAAUGCCUCCGAGUUCUUGCCAGCAGCUUCGACGCAACAAAUGAAACGUCACAGUGAUUUGGGAGUUUCGCGUCGAAGUGGCAAUGCGCGCGAGGUGUUUGUGCUCGGUCGUUUCGAGAGGGUGCCCCAACAAGAGUCGACAAAUCUUCUGGAAGAGCUGAAUGCGCCCCCUUCGUUCUCGAACGCCGCAGUCUUCGAACAGUUUCGUUUCACAUGCUUUCAGGCUGUGGAAAUGGAAGAGCGUCGCGUAUUGCUGCCACAAUCACCUCAUGACCCGUCCACCGAGACUACAGCUUCCCACAACUUACCAUCGAACUCUUCGGAUGGUCUUGCUUUCACGCAGCAACAACUUAUCCGAAGCACGUGGUUCUUCUUGCCCGAUGUGUGGAAGGUGCAGCCCAUGCUGAAGAAAAAACGCAAGGCGACACGCUCUGCUCCAGCCCAGACGUUUCCAUUCUGCUUCCGCAUCUUCAUAUACACCCGCGAUCUUGACGGCCCCGGGUAUUCGUGUAUUGCCGACACGGCCUCGACCUUUUUCGAGCUCUAUUCGACGCGGACCGUUGACCGUGUCAAACGCAAGUAUUGGAGUGGCGACAGCUCGUCAAGAGGCACGACGAGCCAGAGUGCAAGCCAGCCGCACGGACAUCAGCGAUUUUAG